This is a messenger RNA of Capsella rubella, 684 nucleotides long. RefSeq lists its product as uncharacterized. Gene Ontology annotation, molecular function: RNA-DNA hybrid ribonuclease activity; nucleic acid binding. The record is from RefSeq and is a predicted model, not a curated record. NCBI's taxonomy places the organism in Eukaryota, Viridiplantae, Streptophyta, Magnoliopsida, Brassicales, Brassicaceae.
AUGUGCAUGACUUAUCGGUUAUACUGCAAGGGUUUGGUGAGUGAAGAGGUGGUUAAGGAUGAGACUAGGCAGAUCGGUGGUUUUGGUGUGGCCAUAUGUCACGCCGAGGAUAACCGACUAUAUGAUGAAGAGUCCACAGACCAGGAAGUUGCGGAAUUGGCGGCCUUAGUUCAUGGGUUGACAUGGGCCUUGGAGCUUGAUUUGAAUUUAUGGAACCUGCGCAGUUUGAUCGUUGGACCCGAGAGUGGGAGCAGAUGUGGCGUUUUAAUGGCGAAGAACAAGCUCAUUGAAUACUCAAAAACGUUCUUCGUUGAUGCUGAGCGGUCAGGAGCCAGAAAGUGCAUGGGGUGUGGGCAUUGUUACUGCGACGACUGCGGAACAGAAUGGCAAUAUAACAUGACAUGUGAUGAAUACCGUGAAACAGAGUCUUAUCAGACAUCUUACGAAGCCAGGGCUAAGAGUUUAGGAGGGAAGAGAUGCAAGAAUUGCAAGUUGAUGAUUGUACCUCAUGGUGAAGGUUGCGGCCGUAUCACCUGCAGAUGCAACUACCGAGUCUGUUCUGUCUGUGAAGCUGGAUGGAAUGAGAAAACCGGAUGUAACUGGCUAACUGCUCCCGGGGCUAUGAUGAAUCCUAGUAGGGAACGGUUUUGGAGCCAGAGGGAGGACUACUAGAUUUUUCUGCGA